UCUUCUUGUAUUUUACGUGAUUUAGGCAUAUAUGUCUUAACGCCCAAUAUUGAAGAAAUGAUCGGAUCAAGGCCUGGUCUGUGGUGGCGAUUUCUUUGGAAAUUUAUCUCGCCUACUUUUCUAUUUGUGAUUGUUAUCUGUAGUAUUGUAUAUUACGAACCUAUUACAUUGGAGGACUACGACUACCCAAAGUGGGCUGAUGCAAUUGGUUGGUGCUUAGCCCUCUCAUCAAUGACACUAAUUCCAGCCUUCGUUAUCUACUCACUAUUUACAGCUGAUGCUAUUACGUGGAGGCAGAGACUUGCUUUAGCAAUAUCGCCUAGGUCAGAGCAUGCUAAAAUAAAAAGUUCCGGAGAAGCUGAUAGAUUUAAGGUAAAAUGCUUUGCUUUCUUGUAGAAAAAUAAAAUCUGUUCAUGUAAUUUGUUUGUAUCUUUGGUGAGGAAUUUGGAGAGCACUUCUAUCCAAAUAAAACUGAAUUGGAUAAGGAUUGGAUUUUCAAAGAAAUACCAAGAAUAAUCCACGAAAGUCCAACUGAUCGUCUAUAAUGACGAUUCCUCCAGACUGCCAUCGCCAAUCAGCAAACGGCGUCGCAUCGUCUAGCGUUGACAGUAAUCAUAUUUCACACGAGACCAACGGCUUAAACUUGUUUAAACCUCUCUUUCCGAAAGACACUGCCUUCCAUCUGAAACACAAGGAGAGCAGCAGAUAAAAUAUAACCGGGUACUAGCAUCUGCCCAGGGCGCGUAGCCAUCGUACCAAUAUUUGACAGACCACAAUUUAAUUCAUUUGGUUUUGAAUUGGAAAAAGGUUAAAUUCCACUUCUGUGAACUCUGGGGUUAAUGGUUAAUGAUACUUUACAUUAUUUUCUUCUCUUUAGCAUAAGAUUUAUAAUGAUUGAUUAAGAAACUAUGAUGCAAUUUUUCACCAGCCCAACCUUGCCAGGGACCAACAUAUUAAAACCUGGUAAGAGGUUUUAAUCAUGAAGAUUAUGUCAAUGUUCUGAUGAUAUACAAAAAUUUCGUUUCAUUGUACAGUGUACAAAUUAAAUAGUAUUUUAUUAAAGAAAUAAUACCGUACCUUACACUUGUGUUUUUCCCCGACAAUUGUUGAUUGAUUUCUUUUCCUACCAAAAUUCAAAAGAACACGGUUCAGCUACACGCGUCAUAGUUUUAUCCUUCUUCAAAAACCAGAGGUGGCGCCAGGA
Anneissia japonica is the source of this 1204-nucleotide messenger RNA. RefSeq names its product sodium-dependent noradrenaline transporter-like. Bases 58 to 396 code for a protein of 112 amino acids. Lineage: Eukaryota; Metazoa; Echinodermata; Crinoidea; Comatulida; Comatulidae. Gene Ontology annotation, cellular component: membrane. The transcript has 3 exons. The record is from RefSeq and is a predicted model, not a curated record. Gene Ontology annotation, biological process: sodium ion transmembrane transport.